GGGGGAGUGGAAGGUCUAGCUGCAGCACAUAGAGUUGAAUGAGUGAACUUUCUUUGCUAGUUUGUGCGGCUCCUAUGUCCCGAUCCCAGUGAUCUCAGCCAGGCUCCUCCAUCCAUCUCCUAUACAAGAUGCUGCAGAAGGAUCGCAGGUCUCCUGUCACCAUGUCCCUGUGGAUUAUAUUACUGGGGGGCAGCCUGAUUGCCGGCUACUUCCCUGCUGCUGCUUCUGCUGCCGGAGCUUCUCCUCGUAAGCAGGAUGAGUCUUUCUCCACGAUGAGUGUCUAUAGAGCCAGAUGUACGUCCAGGUGUCUGAGCCUGCACAUCACUCGCAUCUCUGCAUUCUUCAAACACUUCCAGAACAACGGUUCUUUGAUUUGGUGCCAGAAUCACAAGCAAUGUUCAAAGUGCUUGGAGCCAUGCAAGGAAAACUGGGACUUGAAAAAGAAUAGCUGCCAAAGUCUCUGUGAGCCGCUGUUUCCCAAGAAGCACUAUGAAUGUUUAACCAGCUGUGAGUUUCUCAAAUCCAUCGUGUCGGCGAAGCAAGGUGAAUGCCCGGCUCCAGAAAAAGCCAGUGGAUUUGCAGCGGCUUGUGUUGAAAGUUGUGAUGCAGAUAAUGAAUGCUCUGGGGUAAAGAAGUGCUGUUCGAAUGGAUGUGGACACACAUGCCAAGUACCUAAAAACUUGUAUAAAGGUGUUCCUUUGAAGCCAAGGAAGGAACUCAGCUUCAGUGAACUCCAACAUGGAAAUCUUGAAAUUAAAUGGUCUUCAAAAUUCAACAUUUCUGUUGAGCCAGUGAUCUAUGUGGUGCAGAAAAGAUGGAAUUAUGGGAUACAUCCAAGUGAGGAUGAUGCCACACCAUGGCAAACGGUUGCACAGACUACAGAUGAAAGGAUACAACUUCCUGAUGUUAGACCGAGCAGGUGGUAUCAGUUUCGAGUCGCUGCUGUGAAUGUCCAUGGAACACGAGGCUUUACGGCACCCAGCAAACAUUUCCGUUCAUCUAAAGAUCCAUCAGCUCCACCAGCACCGACUAAUCUCAGAAUCAUCAAUUCCACUACAAACAAUGAUGGUACAACAACUGUACGAGUUAUAUGGGAUUUGCCAGAGGAGCCAGAUAUACCUGUGCAUCAUUAUAAAGUUUUUUGGAGUUGGACUUCACAUAGUAAAUCUGUUGUUCAAACCAAGAAGAAGCGUAGGAAGACAACAGAAGGGAACCAGAAUUAUGUGACUCUAGAAGGAUUGCAGUCAAACAGCAAUUAUAUGGUUGAGAUUCAAGCCAUUACAUAUUGGGGACAAGUCCGUUUGAAAAGUACAAAGGUCUCACUAUAUUUCUCCUCUGGGCCAUCAAGUUCCAGUAAGGAUCAAGUAUCAAAAGUCAGCAAAAUGAAGAGUGAUACUCUAGUUUCACCUCAAAGAAAGCGCACGGCUCACAUGCUCGAAAUUGGAGCCCCAUUCUACCAGGAUAAUCAACUUCAGGUCAAAGUGUACUGGAAAAAGAAUGAAGAUCCUCUUAUGGGGCUUUACCAUAUACAAUGGCAUCCUGAAUCAUGUACACAUAAUGAAACCAAAGAACCAGAGAAAGCAAUAACUCAAGACCACCACAUAAUACUACCAGCAUUAAUGUUUUCCUGCAAAUACAAAGUUACAGUACAACCAGCCAGAUCUAAAGGCCAUCUAAAGGCUGAAAGUAUUUUCUUCACAACUCCUCCCUGUUCAGCGCUGAAAGGCAAAAACCACAAACACAUCAACUGUCCAACCAAUGGAGGACAAGUUGUCUCAAAAGUGUUGGCUAAACCUGAGAAUCUGUCAGCUUCAUUUAAUGUCGAGGAGGGAAACAUUACUGGACAUUUUUCAUGGAAACUUUCCAAAGUAAAUCUUCACCAGCCUAUGACAGGAUUCCAGGUCACAUGGGCAGAAGUCACAACAGAAAGCCGACAAAACAGUUUACCGAACAGCAUAAUUUCUCAGUCUCAGAUAUUGCCUGCGGACCAUUAUGUUUUGACCGUUCAUAAUCUUAGACCCUCAAUGCUCUACCGAUUGGAAGUCCAAGUAUUAACAACAGGGGGAGAGGGUCCAGCAACAAUAAAAUCCUUCCAAACUCCAGAUGUAAUUCCAUCAUUACCUCAUAGGCCUCGUGGGAAACAGCAUCAUCCUCAUCAUUACAAGUCAUCUUCAGAUAAAAUUUGAACAAUUGCUAUUAGACUUAUAAAAAUUGAACUUUGCAUGACAUAAAACCCACCUAGAAGGACAAUGCAUCAUUUUCCUGAAGACAUAUGGAAUUUAAAACAGCCAUUUCUGCAUUUGUGUUCUGGACCUUCGGUGUGGCUUCUUCUCAAGUCCCAGUAUGCAACGUGUAGCAUUUAUUUUGAAGGAUAGAUUUCAGCUACUUGUGUUGCUUUACUUUGUAUUUUACAUGGAUUGUAAAAAAAGUGCUGUGUAUGGCACUUUUUUUUCCUUUGUACCGAUUAUUCCUUGUAGGUAUUGGUUUGUGAAUAUUAUAUUUUGUAAAUACUGCUAAGUGUAAGAACAAAAAAUAAUUAUAAAAGGAACAGGAAGGAGGCCAGUAUAAAUGAUGGAAGCAAUAAGAGAUGCAAAAGACAGAGUUGCAAAACAAUAGCCAGAGAAGGUUUUAAGGGUUGCGAAAGCCUGACUGUUUCAUAGAAAGAAAUUGGACAAUUUGCUUCCAGUGGGUAUAUUUGCCCCAUAAUGUCAUACCUAUCUUGUAUAGCUUCAGAUUUCAAAUAAUCUGCUGCUAUGGGUGCUUCUUCAAACUGCAGAGAGAAGAGAAACCUUCAGCAGAGCAUUCUUUAAAACUCUUAGCUACACAGAGUACACAUGGGACAUCUAGUUUACCUCUUAGAUGUGAUACAACAUUGAGGGGCAGUUAAUAAAUUGACAAACGAUCAUGUUUUGUGAUGCACUGCACCUUUUCAGCUGCCAUUUUUAUGACACCUUGCUGUUUGUGCUGUCCACAAAUGUCUGCCAUUGAGUGGGAUUUGUGUUUGCCCACUCUGACCUGGAAAACCCGAUUUUUAGCCAGACCAGUCGACCCAAAAUACAUUUAAGAUUUGUUUCUGAUUGCACUGCCAUUCUUCACUCACCCAUUUGUUAACUAAACUUUUCUAUCUUUAUAAGUACAAUCAUGACUACAAGAAUUGUUUUGAGAUAAAUGGCAUAUAUUCACUCCAGUAAGGUGGAUGUUCCCUUAUUUAAUUUAACUCAGGUCCCUAGUAUUUGAAAACACAUAGCAUAGCAUAGCAUAGCAUUUCUUGGACUUGGGAAAAUACAGUGGACAAUAGUAGAUGUGUAUAGCCAUAUUGUAUUACCAGCCAUCAGAAGAGUGCCUGUAUAGUUCAUAGCUACACAUCAAAAGCCAAUCGAUAAAAAUUGUAAUUCACUCUUGUUCUUUGUAAUAGUUUAUUACAUUGCAAGACAAAAUAUGGUCACCAUGUGAUGCUUUAAAAAUUACUUUCACAAUUUAUAUGUCGUAUACAGUGCUGCAUUUAGUAGAAUUUAUAAUUAUUUUUCAUUCAAAUAUAUAUUAUAAUAUAUAUAAAUCUAUAUAUAUUUUUUUUUCUGAGUUGCAACACAAUGUCUUCCAAUUGUUACCUAAUUUUGACCCAAAAUAUUACGCUAUGCUUUCUUAUGAUAAUUUCAUACAGUUAAUGCAAUGGCUUCAAAAUAAUUGAAUCAACUCAUUGGUAGUUUAUUGAUUGGUAGACUUUAGAUUUCAAUUGUCACAUUUUUGUUUUUAAACUUUGCAUUGCACGUAAAAUAUAGCACUCCUUUUAUUUUUAUAUGUAUGUAAAAUAAGGAUUUUAUGGUAAGUACAUAAAGUGAUAAUGGGGUUUUCGGAUAUCAAAAAAAAAAAAAAAA
Molecule: messenger RNA, 3875 nt
Organism: Rana temporaria (common frog)
Lineage: Eukaryota; Metazoa; Chordata; Amphibia; Anura; Ranidae
Gene: ANOS1
Product: anosmin 1
Exons: 14
Coding region: 129-2186 (685 amino acids)
Biological process (GO): neuron differentiation
Cellular component (GO): cell surface; extracellular region
Molecular function (GO): peptidase inhibitor activity; protein binding
Source: RefSeq, a predicted model, not a curated record